AUGAUACGUCCUCUGCAGGUUGAGUGGCUUUCAGCUUCGGAAGAGGCGUGCGACUUGCUUUUCGACGAUACAACGGAACCAUUUGAAGCGAGCGCACUCACAUGUGCGGAAAGGGAAAAUUAUUUCCAUGAAAAACACGAUGAAAUCAACUUAGAAGAGAAAAGGAGAAGCGACGUUUCCGUAAACGCAUUUCAAGCAGAAGCACGAGGAAUAGAAACAUCUCAGGUUGACCAAGAGUUUACUACCACUACAGCAACGAUGGGAGUUUUUCUCGCAACAAUCCAUGACUACACAGAAACAUUUCUGUACGAUGAAGAAGAGGCGUUCUUUAUACUGUGUGAUGAAGACACUGAAGAAUUUCCGUGCGAAGAUUUUGACGAAACUGGUCGUCACUCAGAGUCCACUCUCAGUACUAACCAUCUACCGUGUGCACCUGCAAGUAUCAAUGUUCACAAGUCAGAAAUACAAGAAACUGCUAAUACAGACAAUUGCACACUCAUAACAAUCGAGAUUCCUACAGCGGAAUAUUUAUCGGACGAUGUCGAGAAGACAUGCCCUCAGGACACGUGGCAGUCACGUGAACUGAAUGACGCCACACAUGACGUCACUGAGGGACAGACCAACCACACAACUCAGGAACUUGUUCAAGUAGUUCACGAAGACUUUCAAGAAGCUCGUAACACCACAGAACCUUCUGAUCUUGAAGCCUUGGUCCCAGAACUUGAAAAUCAUCUCAAGGAGACAGACGAAAAGCUACUGAAGUCUCAGGAACACUUUGAAGUGGUUAAUGAAGACUUUCGAAUAACUGAUAAGUCCACAGAACAGUCUGAUCUUGAAGCCUUGGUCCCAAAACUUGAGAAGCAUUUCAAAGAGACAGAAGAAAGGCUACUGAAGUCUCAAGAACACUUUCUUGACACCUUAGAUGGUCACGGAAGGGACUCUUCCUUCUUGAUAUCACUGCCAUCAUCUCAAACAACAGACAAUGGAUAUGACAGCACCUUGGCAGAACAUUCUGGACAGGCAAGUGACAAUGAUAUCUUCAUGUUGCCAUACAGUCAGCAAAACAAGACAGUUACUGAAACACUUGCAGACAUGAAUGAAAUCAUUUGCAUCAAAGGAACAGGCGAGGGAAGUGAUGAAGUUCCUUUGAGAUCCUCUUUAAGGUGUGCAGCGAAUCCUCAGUCAACUCCGAAGAAACAAGUCCGCUUCUCAGAAAAACUCAUCAUAGAACUGGACAAAUUUGGAGAUUUUCAGAACAGCAAGGUGGUUGACAUAUCUGAGGGAACACCCAUCGAAAAGCUUUCUGGGAAAUUUGACGACAUUUGUGACAAAGGAAGAACUUUCUUCAGGAAAACUGUUCUGAAGAAAGAUUUCAACGACAACACUGACGAGUUCAAACCGCCCGUACUACAGAGGAGAAGCAGGAAAAAUCGCUGGCGACGAAAAACUGCUUCUCUCUCCGCUUCCAGAAAACAGCUGGUGUACUCGGCACAGUCAGUUGGGACACUUUGGCUGUGAAUCAUGGGGUUUAAAUAGUUAGAAUUUUGCAAUUACAAAGUUAACUACAAAGGCAACAUUUCAAAGCAAAUGCAUUCUGUUUACCUUUGUAUAUGGUCUGAUUUGUUAUUUCUUACUCAAACACAUUCCUAUAUAUGGUGCUGACAGGAAUCUAAAUCACUCCUGCUAUACAA
Molecule: messenger RNA, 1691 nt
Organism: Branchiostoma belcheri (Belcher's lancelet)
Lineage: Eukaryota; Metazoa; Chordata; Leptocardii; Amphioxiformes; Branchiostomatidae
Exons: 1
Coding region: 1-1518 (505 amino acids)
Source: RefSeq, a predicted model, not a curated record